Messenger RNA from Malaclemys terrapin pileata, 1418 nucleotides. RefSeq names its product platelet-derived growth factor receptor-like protein. The record is from RefSeq and is a predicted model, not a curated record. NCBI's taxonomy places the organism in Eukaryota, Metazoa, Chordata, Testudines, Emydidae. The transcript is spliced from 6 exons. The coding region runs from base 75 to 1283 and encodes 402 amino acids.
CUGUGAACAGUUGCAGCUGCUGCAGCCCCACUCCAGCAGCGCGGCUCCCUGGUUUGUGUCCGGCUUGCCCCAGCAUGAACUCCAAGGCCCUGGCUGUCCUGGGCUGCGGCCUUCUCCUCCUCCUCUUGGCUGAAUGUCAGGAGAAGGAAAAGCCCCCCAAAGCCACUGAGAAGAAGGUCACAAAAGAGCCCAAGCCAAACAAGCUCAAACCUCCCAAAGCACCAGGUGAAAAGCUCCAUCAGGCAGCAGCCAAGCCCCCGAAGGGCAAAGCCGGAGUGAAACCCACGGCCCCUCCCAGCCAGGUGCACCCGCCUGCGUCCAUCCUGACUCGGGUGGUGGCCAGGGGGCGGUUCCAGAAAGUGCCUGACUCCCUGACGCUGACGGCAGGCGACACCCUGGAGCUGCGCUGCAGAGGGCGGUCCGUCAGGUGGAGGUUCCCUGCGUACCUGGAGGACGAGGAUGAGGGGCGGCUCAGAAUCAAGCACUUUGAGAGGCACAGCCAGCUGCUGGUGGUGAACUCCAGGGCUGCUGACACGGGCGAGUACAGCUGCUGGUCCUUCCAGUGCCGGGACAGCGAGUGCCAGGACGGAGAGGACAGGACGGGCAAGGCUUUCAUCUUCUUCACAGACCCCCAGGAGCUGUUCGUGCCGACGGAGGAUUACUACGAAGUGGUCCAGCUGCGCACGAACCACCCCACGCUCCUACCAUGCCAAGUGACCAGCCCUCUGGCCAAGGUGACGCUGCACCGCGAAUUCCCCCCCGAGGAGGUGGCCGUGGAUGGGAUCGACAUCUCGUACGACGUGAAGAGGGGGUUCGUGAUCCACCGCCCGCGUCCCUCGUAUGCAGGGUCACUGUUCUGCAUGGCCAGCCUGGACGGCAUGCGGCAGAUAUCCACCAAGUACAUGCUCAUCUACAUCAACUACCCGUCCUCUGCUCCCAAACCCACUGUCAGCGCCUCAGCCGCCACUGUGCGGGCUGGAGAAAACUUCAACGUGACAUGCACGGUUUUUGGAGAACCAGAAGUCGCGGUCGAUUUCACCUGGGAGUAUCCGGGGCAGCAGAUUGGCAGGCCCCCCUACAGCCGCGAACGCGCCGACCUGGUGCGCCGAGGCGGGCAGGUGCAGCAGGAGUCCGAGAGCAUCCUCUAUGUGGACGAGGCACGCACCAUAGACGAGGGGCUUUACUCCUGCAGUGCCAUGAACCUACAGGGCACCACCACCGUCUCCACCCGGGUCCGGGUACUUCCAGCCACCCUGGCCCCGAGGGGGACCCGGUCUGGAUAGCCAGGCCGUGCUACAGACAGGGAGGUCAGCGAUGGCAACGCAUAGAAGUAAUAAAAGGACCAGAGAUCUCUUUGUGACACAGGGACCAAAUUUGCUUCCAUUCUCCCGCCUCCCCUUCAUGGGAUUUAUUUACUC